Messenger RNA from Mesorhabditis belari, 1383 nucleotides. NCBI's taxonomy places the organism in Eukaryota, Metazoa, Nematoda, Chromadorea, Rhabditida, Rhabditidae. The record is from the annotation of a GenBank genome assembly.
AUGUUUCCUAGAAAUUUGAUCAUCUUUCUAUUGAUUUUGUGCUAUGUAAAAGCUGGAAAAAUCCUUGUUUAUUCUCCAUCGUACAGUGCAAGUCAUAUAAUCAGCAAUGGGCGAAUCGCUGAAACGCUUGCCGAGGCCGGUCAUGAAGUCGUUGUUUUAAUCCCCGAAUUUAUGAGUUCUCUAUCGAAUUUCACGGGUGGCAUUAAAAAGUCGAAAAUUCUGAGGAUCCCGGGAGUUGGUAAAGGAUAUGAGGACUUCGGUUUUGAGGGUGGUUUAAUGGACUCGGAAUUCGCGACUGUUUCCACUAGAGCUGCUUGGGAAGUUGAGGCGGCGAAAGUUUGCGAUCUGAUUCUUCAACAAAAAGAAAUUUUGAAUCAUUUGAAAGGCGAGAAAUUCGACGCCGCUUUCACUGAGCAAAUCGAGUUUUGCGGGAUUGGAUUGAUUCAUUAUCUCGAGAUCAAUAAGCUUUUAUGGUUGUCGACAACGCCAUUGAUGGACGCGAAUAGUUAUAAUUUGGCAAUUCCCCAACCACCAUCAUACGUGCCAGUGAUUGAGGAAAGUGAUCACGGUGAUCGCAUGAAUUUUUGGGAAAGAUUGGACAAUCAAAUCAACUAUUUCAAAUCGAUAGGCAUUCAUUUGUAUGGAACAAAUCAAAUGACAAAGAUUUUCCGUGAUCGCAUCUCGCCAGAAUUCCCGUGUGUUCGCGAAUUGGCCUCACGCGCUUCAAUCGUUUUCGUCAACACCGAUCCGAUUUUCGAUCUACCGCGACCGAUCUCUUUAAAGAUUCAAUACAUUGGAGGACUAGGCAUUCACGAGGCAAAACCAUUGGACGAGAAUCUCUCCACAUUGAUGUCAAAGGGUAAACGCGGAAUCGUCUUUUUCUCCCUAGGCUCAGUCGCUCUCUUUGACACAAUUCCAAUCAAUAUUCGCAAAGCGAUCAUUCACGAUUUCAGUCAAAUGACUGAAUAUCAUUUCAUCAUCAAAAUCGACAACAACGAUGAAACAACAGUUGAUUUGUUGAAAGGAGUCACGAAUAUCGAUACAGUUCGAUGGAUUCCACAAGCUGAUUUACUAGGGCAUUCAAGAUUGAAACUUUUCGUCACACACGGCGGCAUCAACGGAAUGAUUGAAGCAAUUUAUCGCUCAGUUCCAUUGGUAAUCGUUCCCAUCUUCGCUGAUCAGUUCCGCAAUGGGAGAAACGCUGAGAUGAGGGGGAUUGGAAAGGCGAUCAGCAAGCUAAAAUUGGCUGAGGUCGGCAAGGUGGUUCGCGAGAUAUACAAAUUCGAUGAGAUCAUUAUCGAAACGUGUAAAAUCUCAUCCAAUGAGAGCAAAGGAAACACUUCUGAAAUGGACAGAAUACGUUUUAUCAUUUGGUCCAUUAGA